Molecule: messenger RNA, 1932 nt
Organism: Kuraishia capsulata CBS 1993
Lineage: Eukaryota; Fungi; Ascomycota; Pichiomycetes; Pichiales; Pichiaceae
Exons: 2
Coding region: 1-1932 (643 amino acids)
Biological process (GO): regulation of DNA-templated transcription
Molecular function (GO): DNA-binding transcription factor activity, RNA polymerase II-specific; zinc ion binding
Source: RefSeq, a predicted model, not a curated record
AUGGCCAAAAUCAACAGGGUCAGAACAGGUUGUUGGACCUGCAAAGAAAGGCGGAAGAAGUGUGAUGAGACCAAACCCAUCUGUCUCAACUGUUCGAAGGGGAACCGUCAAUGCAAGGGCUACGGAGUACGAUUAUCUUUCGAUAUCGAUGAUUCUAAAUACACAGGUUUCAAAUCUAGCGUUAAUGGCUCCACAAAAUAUGGCUUCGUAGGGAGGCCAAAAACCGGUGCCAAUCGCGAAGCCCCUUCAGAUGAUCUAUCCACAACGCCCAGUACUGACCAAUCAGAACAAAGUGUAAAAGGAUUCAAAAUGGUGAACUCAUUUGUUGAUACCAUACGAACAAAAUACUCAAGGCAGGACAGAGAUGCUGAGUUGCCUGAUGAACAGAUGAAAAGUCCAAAACGAACCAUCCCUGUGGAAGAUCUGAUGUCCGAGGGCUUGCACACUUUUCUGAAAGAGAUGAAUAGUCCUAUUAGUUUUUCACCAUCUAGCUUUGGGACGGGGAUAAGAGGGUCUGGUUCUCCCUUGGACUUCAGUCGUUUGAGUCAGGAAUCACCUGGUGUGGUCCAGGUCGAAACCCCAAAGACUGAAAACGAAGAAGGUGUGUCUACCUUCAUGGAGGCUGCGAACUUGUAUCCGCAAAAUAUCCAGACUGAUCCUGCUUACCUGGAUGAAAAUCGUAUGCUGAAGCAUUUCUUCAACAAAUUGCUCCCACUUAUUGACAUGCAUCCCAACACUCCUUGGCCUGAACUGGCACUCAAGUAUUGUGACUUUGACAUUGCCAAAUCGUGUUUCCUCAGUUUAUCAUGCAUGCAUCUGGUUGCUAAUGAAAACGACCACAGAGGUAAAGCCGAACUUUUUAUGCGGAGUGUCAACCAUAUCGACAAAAUCAUGGAGUAUCUAAUAGUUUUCGUGCAAGAAAACAACCUUACAGAUGUUUUUCAUGAUGCCCAGAAAAUGGCCGAGUUGGAGCCUCAAAUCGAUAUUGAGGGAAUGGUGAAAAAGCUAAAGGAAGAAGAAGAUGAUACUGGUGGUAAUAAAAAACAGUCUAGGGUGUUUGUGGUGUUAUUACUGAUUUUCGUGCAAUUACUCUAUGGGAUUCUUGAAAACGGAAGAUCGGCCCUAUCACGUAUCUUCUUUCGGUUGUUUGCCAGCAUGACUGAGAAUCCCGAGUGCAAGGCAAUACUGAAUACAAUCGACCAAUCGCAAACUCUGAUCUGUUUAUUAUCAUGGUGGGACUCCAUUGCUGCGAUUACAUCUCCGGAUUGCCGAUUGCCGUAUUGUCAUCCGGAAUGGUACGGCAUGAAGGACGACCCCAUCUCCACCGAGAAGAUGUGUGGAUGUCCCGGAGAAUUGUUCAUAUGUCUAUCAGAAAUUUGUCACAUUCGGAACGGGGUCAGAUACAACAAGCUCACCAGGUUCGACACGUUGCGUAAGUAUGAGGAAAUUCGUUUGGCAUUGUUGCGCUACCGGGAUUACAUCACGUUUGAUCCUAAUGGACCAGACGUGGAUGAUUUUGCAGCUAAGAGCAAUGAGGAUUUCUUCCAUAUCAGAUUGUGCUGCGUUCAAUGCUGGUCUUUAGCUGCACAGAUCAAGCUGGAGUCUACGGUAAGGCCGACUGGCGAAAGUGAGAAGGUCAUUCUUCAGCUGGUGUUGGAGUUCUUAGGAGUCUACAAGCAAAUGGAUCCGAGGUCGCACCCUGUGGGUCAAAUGGUUUGGCCGCUAUUAGAGGUGGGUGCUAAUUGUACCAGAGAAUCUGAGAGAUCAGUUGUCCGAGCCGCUGUGGACAAGCUGUAUCUUCACACGCGUGCCAUGAAUAUCCUGACUAUGACUCAGAUUCUGGAGCACAUCUGGAGAGACAACAUUUCCCUAGACGAUUACUUGAAUCAGAAGGAGUGGCUGAAGGCCGGUAUUGAGCUUUUGGCCUUGUGA